Molecule: messenger RNA, 801 nt
Organism: Brassica napus (rape)
Lineage: Eukaryota; Viridiplantae; Streptophyta; Magnoliopsida; Brassicales; Brassicaceae
Exons: 1
Coding region: 51-725 (224 amino acids)
Source: RefSeq, a predicted model, not a curated record
AUUUUUUGAAUAAGCCCUAAUUUUCUCAAAACCGGAGACAGACACACACAAUGAAUCUUCCGUCGUCGACUUCGGUGACGUCAGCUUCGGAUCCGGACACUUCACCGGAAAAUUCCCCGGAGACAUGCGAAGGCUGCGGCAUCCGAGACUCCUGGGUCACACACUCGGCUCGUUUCCGUUGCAUCAUCCGCUUCUACUGCACGCACUGCCUCCUACGCAAACACCCGACGUCGUUUUGCCCCUCCUGCUACGCCUUCUACGAUUCCUCCCCGCCGCACCACUCUCGCCGCGUCUCCUGCUCCGACUGCGGCUCCUACACGCACAUCCACUGCGCCGACGAAGCAAACUCCACUCCUUACCGCUGUCCCCCUUGCCGUGACCCUGACUCCUUCUCCUUCUUCCGCCCUAUCAUCGACGCCAACGGCGUCCGCUGCGUCGAUAAAUCCCUCUCGGGAGCGUUCUUAUGCGCGGCCAAGAUCUCUGCCUCUUCCAUGAACAAGGCCGUCAGCUUCGCUAAAUGCGAAGCUGAGCGGAAAGGAAAAGACGCUGCCGUAGCGAGGAAGAGAGCACGCGAGGCUCUGGAUGACGUCAUCAAGCUCGACGAGAAGGCGAAGUCGGACGUUGAGUUCUCCGCGAAUCGAGAUCAGAAACCAAGUCUGAGUCCUGCAUCCACCAAUUCAUAUCAACUCAAGAAACCGAAGGCAGAUCACCCUUCAGUUAAGUAAGAACAUUAAUGUUUUGUCUGGACAACAGACAAGUAUGAUAACUUGAAGCAGUUCGUGACUUCGUGUUCUCCAUGAA